Messenger RNA from Asparagus officinalis (garden asparagus), 847 nucleotides. Its product is annotated as CRAL-TRIO domain-containing protein YKL091C-like. NCBI's taxonomy places the organism in Eukaryota, Viridiplantae, Streptophyta, Magnoliopsida, Asparagales, Asparagaceae. The coding region runs from base 16 to 690 and encodes 224 amino acids. The transcript has 5 exons. The record is from RefSeq and is a predicted model, not a curated record.
AAAAAAUCAUCCUCUAUGCAGGAAGUAGACAAUUUUACGAUGAGAAGAUUUCUAAGAGCACGUGAUCUAGACAUCAAUAAGGCUUCUUCCAUGAUCCUCAAAUACCUGAAAUGGAGACGAGAAGCCAUCCCUAGAGGCUUCAUCUCAGAGGAGGACGUCCAGAAUGAACUUCGACAAGAGAAAAUGUACAUGCAAGGGCUCGAUAAGAAGGGUCGCCCUAUCGGAGUUUUGCUCGGAGCUAAGCAUUACAGUUCCAAACGAAACCUCGAAGAAUUCAAGCGCUACGCUGCUUAUGUCUUGGAGAAAUUAUGUACCAGUAUGCCAAGGGGUCAAGAAAUGUUCGUGAUCAUUGCAGAUCUCCAAGGCUGGGGAUACUCGAACUGUGACAUCCGUGGAUGUCUGGCUGGCCUAGAAAUAAUGCAGAAUUACUACCCAGAAAGGCUCGGUAAGGUGUUUGUCAUCCACGUGCCGUAUCUAUUCAUGAAGGCAUGGAAGAUUAUAUACCCAUUCAUCGACAACAAGACCAGGAAGAAAUUUGUAUUUGUCGAGGAUAAGAAUCUGAAAUCAACACUGUUGGGAGAUAUUGAAGAAAACCAGCUCCCAGAGAUUUAUGGCGGAAAGCUGCAAUUAGUUCCAAUUGAUGCUUCAGCAAGUUGCAUCACAGAAACACCAAUAACGAGUUGUAAAUGAACAUGUAUUUGCAGUUACAGGAGCAACUUAAGGUUCCUACAUGAACCGUAGCUUGCUGUUGUGCCAAUAUUAAUAUUAAGUUAUAUAUACAGUAUAAAAGGAAGUAACAACCUUAAACCAUGGAAUGAAAUUAAUAUUGGUAUAUUGACUCCUAUUU